CGCAGCAUGGUAACAAUCUACGUGAGCUGCAUCUCAUUUACAGCUGGAAGUGGGUGACAUGCAGUCAACAGCUGCAUUUCCUGUUGCAUGAAAUUAAACUUGUUUUUGCACAGCUGUUUAGCUUGUGUAUUUUCUAAACAACGUUGGAUAUGAAAAGACCUCCGAACUUACUUUGUCAACAACGGGCUGUUUGCCACUGAAACACCGACGGAUGUGACUGGUGGAUUUGUGAGGGCUGUACGGUUUAAAAAGCCUCGGGUUAUGCUCGGUCCACAGUUGAUAUGCACGCGCCCAGCCGGCCGGACUACGUGUCUAUCCACUUCACUGGACAACAGCCUGGGAGCUACAAUAAUGGCAAGCAGUGGAGGAGACAGUCGUACUGGAGGAAAUGGAAGCAGCUGUCCAGGCUACAGCGGAGUCUUUUCCUCUUCAUGCUUGUACUGCUUUUCAUCUGUGGCCUGGCUUCCUAUUCUUCUGUUACCAAGCAGCUCCGAGGUUUUACGGUGAGAGAGCAGGAGACGGAGAGUAACAUCCUUCUGAAACCCAUCAAACCUCAUGUGCUGCCGGAGCCUGUCAAACAGGGCCAAGAUCCGCUGGCUGAACAGCCCUCUCAGAGGAAAUUAUCGAAUAAGAGAGGUCCUCCUGUGCUUCCAAACCGUCUUCAGAAGAAAGGAAACGCAUCUAAUAUCCUGUCUGAAGUCAAGGCAGCUGACAUCAAGAAGGAGGGAGAGGAGGAGAGAGUCAUCAGCUGGCGUGGGGCGGUGAUCGACACUGUCCAGGCCACAGAAGGUGCCAAAGAUGGAGAAAACAAGGAGGACUCUCCUGGAAACCGGAAUAUCAACCAGUCAAAAGUUUUAGAGACAGAGCGGAUGGAGGCAGUGCGGGAAUCUUUCAGACAUGCCUGGAAAGGUUACAAAGAAUAUGCCUGGGGCCACGACGAGCUCCGGCCCGUCUCCAGGUCCUACAGCGAGUGGUUCGGGCUUGGCCUCACGCUGAUCGAUGCCCUGGACACCAUGUGGAUCCUGGAGCUCAAGCAGGAGUUUGAAGAAGCCAGGGAAUGGGUUGCCUCAGAGCUCACCUUCAACAAAAAUGUUGAUGUUAAUCUGUUUGAAACUACCAUCCGGAUUCUGGGAGGCCUGCUGAGCACCUACCACCUGACCGGAGACAACCUCUUUCUGGACAAAGCUAAAGACGUUGGCUCCAGGCUGAUGCCAGCCUUCAACACACAGUCCAAGAUUCCCUACUCUGAUGUAAACAUCGGGAAAGGCACCGCCCACCCGCCUCGAUGGACCUCUGACAGCACUGUGGCUGAAGUUACAAGCAUUCAGUUGGAGUUCAGGGAGCUCAGCCGGCUCACCCAGGACCCUCAGUACCAGACGAAGAAUGGCACGCUGAAAACCGUGCACGGCCAGAGUCAACAGGACUUGGAAACAAAGUCCCGGGAAGUAACUUCUUCGCUGGGCCAGCGCCUAGGUCCGACUUUGUCUGUCAACGGCGGAUUGAAGAGAUCCAACCGGACAAGACGAACCGACAGAAACAGGGACAGUCUGGACAACUCAAGAUCCAAGGAAACAGGAAACUGCAGAGCGAGUAAGAGGGGGGAGGGAGGAUUGCACCCCAGCGACGCCAGAACCAGGAGGAGGAGGGAGAAGUGA
Molecule: messenger RNA, 1655 nt
Organism: Gambusia affinis (western mosquitofish)
Lineage: Eukaryota; Metazoa; Chordata; Actinopteri; Cyprinodontiformes; Poeciliidae
Gene: man1b1b
Product: mannosidase, alpha, class 1B, member 1b
Exons: 12
Coding region: 282-1655 (457 amino acids)
Biological process (GO): carbohydrate metabolic process; N-glycan processing
Cellular component (GO): endoplasmic reticulum; membrane
Molecular function (GO): mannosyl-oligosaccharide 1,2-alpha-mannosidase activity; calcium ion binding
Source: RefSeq, a predicted model, not a curated record